Messenger RNA from Antechinus flavipes (yellow-footed antechinus), 3688 nucleotides. It is a transcript of the gene TRIM62, whose product is annotated as tripartite motif containing 62. The transcript has 5 exons. Gene Ontology annotation, biological process: innate immune response; positive regulation of canonical NF-kappaB signal transduction. The record is from RefSeq and is a predicted model, not a curated record. NCBI's taxonomy places the organism in Eukaryota, Metazoa, Chordata, Mammalia, Dasyuromorphia, Dasyuridae. Gene Ontology annotation, molecular function: zinc ion binding; protein binding. The coding region runs from base 220 to 1647 and encodes 475 amino acids.
GGGCUGCUCCCCUGGGUCCUGAGCGCAGCCGGAGGGAGCCGGGGCCGGGGACGCGGAGCCAGCCGCUGGGAAGGAGCCCGGGGCCGGUGGCUGCAGGCUGCGCCUGGGCGCGUCCCGUCCUCCCGCGUCCCUCCUCCGUGCCUUCCCCGAGUGGGUGGGUGCCCCUGGCCGGUCCUGCCGGAGCGGGGGGACGGCCGGCAUCCCGGGCGCACUGCAGCCAUGGCGUGCAGCCUGAAGGACGAGCUGCUGUGCUCCAUCUGCCUGAGCAUCUACCAGGACCCGGUGAGCCUGGGCUGCGAGCACUACUUCUGCCGCCGCUGCAUCACCGAGCACUGGGUGCGGCAGGAGGCCCAGGGCGCCCGCGACUGCCCCGAGUGCCGGCGCACGUUCGCCGAGCCGGCGCUGGCGCCCAGCCUCAAGCUGGCCAACAUCGUGGAGCGCUACAGCGCCUUCCCGCUGGACGCCAUCCUGAGCGCCCGGCGCGCCGCGCUGCCCUGCCAGGCCCACGAGAAGGUGAAGCUCUUCUGCCUCACGGACCGCGCGCUCGUCUGCUUCUUCUGCGACGAGCCCGCCCUGCACGAGCAGCACCAGGUCACGGGCAUCGACGACGCCUUCGAAGAGCUGCAGCGAGAAUUAAAGGAGCAACUUCAGGCCUUGCAAGACAGCGAACGGGAACACACAGAGGCCCUGCAGCUUCUCAAGCGCCAACUGGCCGAGACAAAGUCAUCCACCAAGAGCCUGCGGGCCACCAUUGGGGAGGCCUUUGAGCGGUUGCACCGGUUGCUACGUGAGCGCCAGAAGGCCAUGUUAGAAGAGCUGGAGGCGGACACGGCCCGCACGCUGACCGACAUUGAGCAGAAGAUACAGCGCUACAGUCAGCAGCUGCGCAGGGUCCAGGAGGGCAGCCAGAUCCUGCAGGAGCGGCUGGCUGAGGCGGACAGGCAUGCCUUCCUGGCUGGGGUCGCCUCGCUGUCUGAGCGGCUCAAGGGGAAGGUUCAUGAAACAAACCUGACCUAUGAAGACUUUCCCACGUCCAAGUACACGGGCCCCUUGCAGUACACCAUCUGGAAGUCUCUCUUUCAGGACAUCCACCCUGUCCCGGCCGCUCUCACCCUGGAUCCCGUCACCGCCCACCAGCGGCUCAUCCUAUCUGAUGACUGCACGAUUGUAGCCUACGGGAACCUCCACCCCCAGCCCCUGCAGGACUCGCCCAAGCGCUUCGACGUGGAGGUGUCGGUGCUGGGCUCGGAGGCGUUUGGCAGCGGCGUCCACUAUUGGGAGGUGGUGGUUUCCGAAAAGACCCAGUGGAUGAUUGGGCUGGCUCACGAGGCCGUCAGCCGCAAGGGCAGCAUCCAAAUCCAGCCCAGCCGGGGCUUUUACUGCAUCGUCAUGCAUGAUGGCAACCAGUACAGUGCUUGUACCGAGCCCUGGACCCGGCUCAAUGUCAAGAACAAAUUGGAGAAGGUGGGGGUCUUCUUGGACUAUGACAAGGGACUCCUCAUUUUCUACAAUGCGGAUGAUAUGUCGUGGCUGUACACCUUCCGGGAGAAGUUUCCUGGGAAGCUCUGCUCCUACUUCAGUCCCGGUCAGAGCCACGCUAAUGGCAAGAAUGUGCAGCCUCUGCGCAUUAACACGGUGCGCAUUUAGUGACCGCUGCUGCCUUGGGGGAUUGGGCAACAGACCUCAGAGCCGGGAAGGAGAAAGACAGAACGUUGCCUUCGUUAGGAGGCCCCACUGUGCCUCCUGCCCUGAUCUGUGAGAUGGGUCACCUCGCCCUUUGCCAUCCACCCAUGCUGGUAUCCUCUGCCGCUGGGGCCUUGCCAGAUGGCAGCUGCCCCGGUGGUCUGUAGCCUCAGGGAAAUAGAGAAGUCACUUCUCCCUGGACAGCUUGAGGCUUGCCCAUGACCGGUUCAGGGAUCAGAUACUUCCCCUUUAACCACAGGGGUUGUUUCCUUACUCUGAUCCCCAUUUGGCUCAUAGCCAUUAUUCACUCUCCAGACCUGGGAGCUUCAAACCACCCACCUGCCCCAGAUUCCCAAGCAAUGUUUUUCCUUUUCUUUCUCCAUGAACUAUGCACAUGGUAGUUCACACAGCCCCUCAUAGCAGCAGCCUCUCUUGGUCACACAGGCUGCAGGUUUCCUCAGUGCUAGCAGUGCUAGUAUUUUUCUCAAACAUGAGGGUGAAAUAACAGUACCUCAUGGGAGUGAGAGCCCCUCUCAGUACCAGUCCUUUGGAGGAAGAUGCUGGAUUGGUUUAGUCUUGGUGGGUGAGAUAGUACACGGACCCCCUAUCCCAGCCUCAGAGAUUUUAGAGAAAGAUGUGGGGCUUGGGGAGGAGGAUUACCAAAGGGCAGGAUGUGGGGCCACAGGGACUAUCAGAGGGACCUCAGCAUGCCAUUGUGGGAUGGGACAAGAUUGGAGGAGUAAGGACAUUAGCUCUGAGUAUAGGAUUGCUUCUUUGGUGAGAAACUAUCUCAUCACUUAACCUGACCCUAAGCUUAGCUUUUCAAAUGGAGCUUCAAGAUGAGGAUAUAGGAAAGGAGGCUUUGGAGGAGCAGGUCUCUUUAUAGUUAACUCUUGGUGCCCAAAUCAAGGACUCUUAAGCAUGUAACAAAGAAGAAAAGAAGCCUUGGGAAAGGCCCUGACUACAGCCUGGUGAAAUCAUUGACUGGUAGUCUGGUCUAGGCUAUGCUUCUACAAGACCUCGGAGUUUGGGGCUUUGUAUGAGAGGGAUGGGCCAAAGGACUUCUGGGGGCUGAUCUUCAGUAGCUGACUUUCCAUAGCAGGCCUGCCCAGCAGCCUGGACUCCAAGGAGGUUCAUUUCAGGAAAGAAAGGACUCUGUCCAUUUCGAAACCCUGCUGCUAUCGGAAUUGGGCCCAAGCCUUUCUCGUUCCCCUAGCUCAAAUCACCCUAUCCACGGCAGCUCUGAUUUCUCAGGGAGAAAAGGGGGGCUGUACUGUCCCCCAAGUCAAAACUGAGAUUUUCUUCUUCUCCCUGACUCCUGAAACUGUUUCUAGCUGUGAGCAUAGCCCCUGGUUGCCCAGUUAGUCAUUUCAGGGCCAGAUCCUUUCAGGCAAAUUUGAGAUUCAUUCUCAAAUCACCAGUAUUCACAAAGUGAGACCAGGAGUUGAAACAUCUUAGCUCAUGGGAAAACAACAAUUAUGGCAUGGCUCAGAGCCCCCAUAUCCUCACCCCAGUGUGCCUAAUAAUCAGCAGUUCCACUUAGUCUCCUCGGGACCCCAAGGCAGCAAUGAAACAAUGGAGUAGAUUGGGGAUGCUCAGGGGGUUCCCCAAUGGAAGGAGCUGCUCUGGAGGGACAUGGUUGGGAAAACUGGGCUCAAUGCCUAUACAACCUCUCUCUCCUUUCCCUCAUUCUUUGAUCUUCUUCACUCCCCAGAAUGCAGUAUUUAUAAUUUUAAAAAAGAAGGAAAUAAAGAAAAAGAAAAAAAAAGGUUACUAUAUCCAUUUUGUGGUUAAUGGCGCGUUUGUACAAUAUUAAAUUAAAGUUAUGGGAUAUUAUGGUUUGUUUUUCUCAAUGAACAGGGUCCUCUGAUCAUAGAUAGGCAAAAUCUCCAAGCCUUGGUUGGACUCAUUUUCCUAACCUUCUCUGCCUCCUGCUUGCUUUGCCCAAUUUCUUUUAAGAGUAGCUCCCUCCUCCCUUUCUCUGUCUGGAGUUAAGUCCCCUAAU